Messenger RNA from Dermatophagoides pteronyssinus (European house dust mite), 1707 nucleotides. RefSeq lists its product as uncharacterized. Gene Ontology annotation, cellular component: plasma membrane. Gene Ontology annotation, molecular function: ligand-gated sodium channel activity. Lineage: Eukaryota; Metazoa; Arthropoda; Arachnida; Sarcoptiformes; Pyroglyphidae. The record is from RefSeq and is a predicted model, not a curated record. Gene Ontology annotation, biological process: sodium ion transmembrane transport.
CGAAAGUCUUUCAUCGACGUAGUUGCCAACAAAGACGACAAUGUUGAAUCUUAGGAAAAAAUUCCUUUCAUUGAAUCGUUAUGAAUUGAUAGUUUAUGUUUGUAUGGUGCUGUUAACAUUAUUUUGUAUUUGCAAUAUAACCGAUGUAUUACAUGGUUAUUUUCGAUUCGAAACGACCGUACAAUUCGAUCGUCAACGACCCGAUCAUACUGAUUUCCCCGGUAUUACAAUCUGUGGUCGUGCCAUUUUUACACCCGAAUUUCUAGCCAGUAACUACAUUGGAUUUAAUCGUUCCUAUCGUGAAUUUCUAAAUGAAUUCCAUCGUAAUCCUCGUGUGAAUCGAACCGAAUCGAUCCGCAAUCGUUAUCGAUUAUUUCAUAUUUAUGAAAAUAUUGCCCUAACCGAUUUCAACGGUACAGACAUCAUCCAAAACUAUAGUCUACGUUUAGAUCAGUUGAUACGUUGGUGUAAAUUCCGUCCCAUCAAUAUUCGAACAUUACAGCGAAGAAAAGCAAAUUCUACAAUAUUGCAAACAGAAUUUGAUUGUGAAAAAAUCAAACAACCAUUGCCCAUUGUGUAUGAUGGCCGGAAAUGUUUCAUGUAUUUUAGUGAUCUGGAAAAUGUUCAACCCGAAUGGCGUCAUUAUAAGCCACCAAUCGAUAUUGAUGAUUUUUUCAAUAUUCAUCAUCAUCAUAACAACCAUCACAAGUCAGCGUUGUUCAAUCAAUCGGACCCCAUCAUCAUGGCAGAAUCGAUUCCAAUUGAUAAUGAUGAUUAUUCCAAUGACUUUGAUUAUGAACCGUUCAAUUCAGACGACUUGAAGCAUAUGAAAUUUGAAUUGAAUCCUUAUAUUGUUAUGCAAAUCAAUAUGCAUAAUCAUUUAUGGGAUUUUAUUGGCGAUUCAUUCGGUACAACAACCAUUACGGUCCAUCCACCAAAUAUUCUGCCGAAUAAACGUCGUUUUCGUUCAUUACAAGUGCAACGCAGCUCAUAUUAUGAAGUUAGUUUUACUAAGAAAACUACCCAUAAAUUAUCCAAACCAUACAAUACUGAAUGCAUUGAUUAUGCGGAUGAUGCCAUAUUUGUCCGUUAUCGUACCCAAGAUUUAUGUCGUAACAUUUGUAUCAAAGAAUAUUCAUAUGGCAUUGAUGGUUGUAUUAAUUAUUAUUUGGCUCUAUCAACUAGGAUGUUUGCCGAAGAUAAUUCCGAAUUUAUGUGCGAUCAUGAUUAUCAGAAUUACACCACAUUUUUAUCUGCCGAAAAUCAUUGCGAAAAUAAAUGUCCAGAUGAGUGUUUGCAAACAAUAUUCGAACUGAAUGGUCGCAUUGAUCCGGUAUUGACGACCGGCUAUGGCUGGCCCAUCAAUGAUAAUCCGGAAACGCAUACAAUAGUAUUGAUUAAAAUAUCACCCAUUCCAUUUCAAAUUAUACAACAUCGACCACGGAUAUCGAAGGAAGAAUUCAUUGGCAUCAUUGGUGGUCAUCUUGGUAUUUGGCUAGGUCUUUCUAUCUAUCAUAUUAUCCGUUUUUUGAUACAUUUCAUUUUUCAUAUUGUUCAACGUUUAGCUAGGAAAUUUUUCAAUUUUCAUAAACUACUACCACAGAAACAACGAAAGAGAAACGUUGUCCAAACAUUACCUGAUAGUGAUAACACAGUAACAUAGCAAUAAAAUUGAUUUGAAACAAGAGUUUUUUAAAUAAAGAUCUU